Messenger RNA from Ricinus communis (castor bean), 1673 nucleotides. Its product is annotated as ADP,ATP carrier protein ER-ANT1. Gene Ontology annotation, biological process: mitochondrial ADP transmembrane transport; mitochondrial ATP transmembrane transport. Gene Ontology annotation, cellular component: mitochondrial inner membrane. The record is from RefSeq and is a predicted model, not a curated record. Gene Ontology annotation, molecular function: ATP:ADP antiporter activity. NCBI's taxonomy places the organism in Eukaryota, Viridiplantae, Streptophyta, Magnoliopsida, Malpighiales, Euphorbiaceae.
AUGGAGAAAUCAGCUAAAAGAGAGGAGAUAAAGAAGAUGACUAGAAAACCUGAAAAGUUUUGUAGUUUUGUGAUUGGAGGGGCAGCAGCAGUGCUGUCAAAGACUGCUGCAGCUCCAGUUGAGAGAGUGAAGCUUCUGUUACAAAAUCAAGGAGAGAUGAUUAAGAGGGGACAACUCAAAACACCUUAUAUGGGUGUCCGCGAUUGCUUCAAAAGAAUCUUUAGAGAAGAAGGAGUGCUGUCAUUCUGGAGGGGUAACCAGGCUAAUGUCAUUCGAUAUUUCCCUACUCAGGCUUUCAAUUUUGCAUUCAAAGGUUAUUUCAAAAGCCUUUUUGGACAUUCAAAAGAGAAAGAUGGUUAUAUAAAGAGGUUUGCUGGAAAUGUGGCUUCAGGUAGUGCUGCUGGAACAACGACUUCAUUGCUUUUUUAUCAUUUGGACUUUGCACGUACCCGGCUAGGGACUGAUGCAAGGGAAUGUUCAAUUAAUGGUCAACGACAAUUCAAAGGGUUACUAGAUGUGUACAGUAAAACUCUUUCAAGAAAUGGAAUUGCAGGACUAUAUCGAGGAUUCGGGGUUUCAAUCAUGGGGAUAACUAUGUAUCGUGGCAUGUAUUUUGGCAUCUACGACACCAUGAAGCCCAUCAUUUUGGUGGGACCUUUUGAGGGAAAUUUCUUUGCUAGUUUCCUGUUGGGCUGGAGCAUCACCACAGUCUCUGGGGUGUGUGCAUACCCUUUUGACACUUUGAGACGUAGAAUGAUGCUUACUUCUGGACAACCCUUGAAUUAUCGCAAUUCCCUGCAUUCCCUGCAUGCACUUCAUCAGGGUUUCACAACACUAUACCGAGGAGUUACUGCAAAUAUGCCUGCCAGUAUUGCAGGAGCUGGAGUACUAGCAGGCUAUGAUCAGCUGCAGAGAAUUGCAGUUAGUCGCGGUUAUGGCAUCGACUCUCGCAAAAAUGUAUUGAAGUAAAAUCCUAAAGAAUAUUUUUUUCUUUUUUCUAGUUGAUUCUUGUACAUAAUGGUCAUCUACAAUUGUGAAAAGAAUGAGAUUGAGAAGGGAAAGAGGAGCUGGAAAAGGAAAUCAUGGGCUUCAGUGGCGGAUUCCACCCUCAAUGCAGAAGGCGAUGAAAGGAUAUCAUGUGCAUUAUUUUCUGUAAUAUAAUAUUUACAGAAUCAGAGUUGAAGCAGGAUAAGAAAUUUACUUCAUCUUUAGUUCACUUUGAAAGUGUGUUGAAACUUUGAUAUUAUGGUUGUUUUAGUUAAAUAUAAUAAAAAAAAAAAAAAAAGAAAGGAUCUUGAGAAUACUUGAAUGCAAGUUGCGACUCACUGUUUGGUCUAAACUAGGAGAACUUUAUGAUUCUGAUAAUAAAAAACGUACUCCAGCUAAAAUAUAAUAUAAUACAUUAGUAAAAAAUAGUGCAAGUUCACAGCAUCCCAACCUAGUCAAUUGCCUGUAUGAUUCUCAUACUCUAAAGCUUUCCACAGGCAAAAUAAAUUAAUACAUUAAUUAUUAAAAUCCAGUGCAAAUUGAAAGCAUCUGAAUCUAGCCAGCCUGAGAGCUGUGCACAUUACUAAUAAAAACUGAAAUCUAUGCACCAAAACGGCAAUAACAGUCAUCCGUUCGAAUUGUUUAUCCAUUUGCAUUCACAACUUGAUAUAUAUAAUAAUGGCCUA